Molecule: messenger RNA, 1508 nt
Organism: Xylaria bambusicola
Lineage: Eukaryota; Fungi; Ascomycota; Sordariomycetes; Xylariales; Xylariaceae
Product: Alpha/Beta hydrolase protein
Exons: 2
Coding region: 148-1284 (378 amino acids)
Cellular component (GO): membrane
Molecular function (GO): palmitoyl-(protein) hydrolase activity
Source: RefSeq, a predicted model, not a curated record
UCUUACGCCAUUUCAUUCACGUCAUAAAUCGUAGCUCAUUAAUCUCAACAAGAAUGUGUAAUCACGAACACUUCAUUUUCGAGACCGGCGGGUAAGACCGCUGCUGUUAGCGUACGAGAACCGCUGUCAUCGUGAGCUAUAAUAGUCAUGCUUCUUCGCCCAGCGGCUCUCGGACUUAGCCGUCGCCACCUCGGUAUAACACAAUCUACCCUGUUUACCGCAAGUGGCUCUAGGACAUCAUCAUGUAGGAGAUAUAUACAUCUAGAAGGCCCGGCGCUAGCGCCUUUCGUCUUCGGCGGCCUGUUAGUAUCAUUGUGGACUUGGAAGUGCUUCAUGAUGGUGGUGUUUCAGAACAAGAUCAUCUACAUGCCGGGUCUACCUCCAAAUUCGCGACGGGAGAAAAUAAAUGACUAUAGAGGUAGACUCGGCGGGAUUUCCUGGCACGAGGAAAGAAUUCGCGCCGCUGAUGGGACGGACCUAGCGCUCUGCGUUACGGAUCUAGAGCUGGGAUCUGAAAACGGCGCCCGGUCACUGGAUACUACGCUCUAUAUCCUCUACUUCCAGGGCAAUGCUUCGUCUAUUCCUCCUCGUCUCCCGGACUUGUCAUCAAUAUUAAACAUGUUGAAACGAGAGAUGGCCAGUGAGCAGAAGAUAACUAGAUGUACAAUGAUCUGUCUAAGUUAUCGCGGAUAUUGGACAUCGCGCGGUCGGCCAACGGAGAAUGGUCUUCGGCUUGAUGCCGCCGCGGCGCUCGACUGGAUCUCCCGCAUGCACCAGGGCGCGUCUCGCGAGGGUCACCAAAGUCCGGCGCAGGUGGUGUUAUGGGGUCAUAGCAUCGGUUCCGGUGUGGCGACCAAUCUGGCGGCCGAGCGGCCUUUCCCCGAGAACCUUCGCUUGAACUCAAUGAUACUAGAAACGCCAUUUACAUCAAUUCGCGCCAUGCUCGCGGCUCUCUACCCGCAAAAGUGGGUGCCGUACAAGUACCUUUGGCCAUUCUUACGCAACCAUCUCGACAGUUGGAAGAACCUCGGGCUUAUCGCCGACAUUUACAGUACAAAGGCCACGCGACCGGAAAUCUUGAUCGUCCAAGCUGCCAAAGACGAGAUCGUGCCCGCAGAACUCAGCCAGAAGCUCUAUGCCAGAUGUCUAGAGCUGCAAAUACCCGUGCUCAGGACUUCGGUCAGUGGUGCUUUUCACAAUGAUACUACGUUCAGGGCAGAAGGUAGGAAAGCGAUUUCUCAAUUCCUGGCGCAGAAAGCCAGGGCAGCGAUAACAGAGAUAUGAAUCAUUACAAAUGCAGCAACGCGAUUCCAAUGACCGUGGGCACCUCCCAUGGUGCUAAUUCGCCGUCUCCCUAUUCACGACGAGUAUCUAGAUGGUAUCAGGGUAGAUGAAGAUUGGUUGCAUUAGCUGCAACACCAUUAUCGCGUUAGCGAUUCAACGAAUACCAUCCCGAUAAUAACUCCCAUUGUGUGCCAAUUCCCACGAAACUCUCACAACUUUCCGAU